UAAACAAAGAAGAAAUGAUAACACAGAGCAUUAAAUAGUCUACCUGAGGAACGUACAAACACAGUGAAGUAAACAUGGUCAUUUGCAAAAAGUGGACAUUGGCUCAAAAGUUCCAUGGAAAACCUACCCCUGCCAAUUUUAAACUUGUGGAGGAGGAGAUUUCAGAAAAUAUAAAUGAUGGAGAGGUACUCUGCGAGGCAGUGUAUUUGACAGUGGAUCCAUACAUGAGAACAGCAGAAGCCGUGAAUAGCCUUGGGGACACGAUGUAUGGUGAACAAAUUGCAAAAGUUACAGUCAGCAAAAAUCCAAAGUACCCUGUUGGAACAAUUGUUCGUUUGAUGUCUGGGUGGCGCUCACACACUCUGGUAAAGGACACUGAGAAAGAGAUCCGACGUUCUGCCGAGAUGAGUGAUCUCCCUUUAUCUCUUAUGUUGGGUGCCAUGGGAAUGCCGGGGAUGACAGCUUAUUUUGGCUUCUUGGAGAUAUGUCAACCAAAAGAAGGAGAAACCGUCUUGGUCAGCGGCGCUGCAGGGGCAGUCGGCAGCCUAGUGGGACAAAUCGCUAAAAUUAAGGGAUGCAAAGUAAUUGGAUUCGCAGGAAGUGACGAAAAAUGUGAAUGGCUGAAGAAAGACCUAGGUUUUGAUUAUGUUUACAACUAUAAAAAAGUUGACAUUGAUACAGCUCUCAACGAAGCUGCUCCAGAAAGAAGUGUAGAUUGUUACUUUGAUAACGUUGGUGGUAUGUUCACUGUUAAGGUUCUAAAUCACAUGAAGACAUUUGGGAGAGUUUCAAUCUGUGGAUCCAUAUCUAAUUAUAACAACACUGAAGUUCCAACAGGCCCAUUACCGUUCAUUGCCAUCUUAAAAUCUCAGUUGAAAGUGGAAGGAUUCAUAGUUCUACGCUGGUAUCAAAGAUGGCAGGAAGGUGAAAAAGCAAUGUUGCAGUGGAUAAAAGAGGGGAAAAUGAAAUAUAAGGAGCACAUCACGGAAGGCUUUGAAAAAAUGCCAGAAGCUUUCAUGGGUUUAUUUGAGGGAAGCAAUUUCGGCAAAGCUAUUAUCAAAGUUUGAAUGUUUGAAUACAUUUUGAAUGCAUUUCAAGAACAGUGAAGGAGUUUUCAUUAAUGAAAAUUGGACGAGACGCCAUGGGGAAUAUUUAAAAAAGAACAAAAUUCUUUUCACCUGAUUUUGUAAAUGAAAACUUUUUUACAGUACAAAUUAUUCAUCUUUAAAAAUGAGCUUUUAAGAUUAAAUACGGAAUAUAAUAAUUUGAUUUUGAUAUAAUACUUUGUGCUUUAUUAUUUACAAAAUACAUGUGUCAGGCAUAAAAGGACUGUUUUCGUAUUUUUUUACCAUCUGCUAUGUUAGUAAAACUCAAGCCUGAUUUCAGCUAGUAUACAAACUACUUUUGUUUUAAUUCACGGAAGGUUUUUUUUUUUCAAGAAUGUUCACCAAAUCAAGCAAUUCUCAACUAUAGUAAGUCUAAUAAAGAAGAUAUGCAUUCAAAUAAAUACACAUAACCAUUUUUCUGGCUUUUCAGAUUUCGAUCAUUCUCUCUUGUAAAUAAAAAUUAAAAAAUGUA
Messenger RNA from Saccostrea echinata, 1578 nucleotides. Its product is annotated as prostaglandin reductase 1-like. The transcript has 9 exons. Gene Ontology annotation, molecular function: 15-oxoprostaglandin 13-reductase [NAD(P)+] activity; 2-alkenal reductase [NAD(P)H] activity. NCBI's taxonomy places the organism in Eukaryota, Metazoa, Mollusca, Bivalvia, Ostreida, Ostreidae. Gene Ontology annotation, cellular component: cytoplasm. The record is from RefSeq and is a predicted model, not a curated record. Gene Ontology annotation, biological process: prostaglandin metabolic process. The coding region runs from base 75 to 1067 and encodes 330 amino acids.